AUGGCCACCAUCAGUGGUCACGAACAAUUUGUGACUUGUUCGAACCUCGGAGAGCCACGACUUGUGGCAGUAGUCUCUGGUAUCUUCGGUGUCAUCCUACUGAAGAGAGUUUUUGACACUGUUCUGAGAGAGUUUGACAAGAACCCUCCUGAAACCUUCGAAAUGAUGUCCAACGAGGGGAGCUACGAACAUGAACUUGUACGCGAUGUGCUCGAGGAAGAAAAACAUGCUCCACAUGAGCCCACUCAAACAGCGUGGUUUUGCGAAAACUCCAAACCCCCUAGUCGCCACAAACCUUACUGGCUUUGUGGCGCUAUACGCGAUACAGCGAAUAAGAUAGGCAUUGACUGGGAUCUGUCCAAAAGGCUGAAACCUAGUGUCGACCAUGGAGUACAGACAAACUGGAGAACGGGGACUUGGCAAUUCAUCUCGGCCGCCCGUCUCCUAGACCUUGUCAGUAUUCGACACGAGCGUCGCGAUGAGUUAGAAUCCGCUCCUCACGUGUUGCUCUACACCAGCACCCGCCACCAAGCAAGUCGAGUUUCUGAAGACCAGCUUGGGGACCUCCAAGACGCGAUCAAAACCCAUUUCGACAGUAUACGCAGAAUCAUGCAGGGGGAAACAUACGGAGGAAAGGGGAAGCUGGCCUACUCCAGGAUCGAGCCGCCCUUUGCUUUCGAUAAAACGCAGCUUGAAAAUUUCCCCAGCACCCCACACAUCAAUCUUAUCGAGACGCUUCGAAGACUCUUUAUCCCGCUCUACCUUUCAGAAAGAUACUUGAGGCGGUUCCCUGAUGUGGUGCAAUCUCGAAAUGUUGCUCUCAAAGCCCUCAAGACUUCGGACCAAUUAAUAGAGAUAUUCGGGAAGCACCUCAAGAUGGACGAGUGGAAGGAGGACGAUAUCAAUGACAAGCUGCGUGGCUCUGGUGGAGUUCUGAUGGAUAUCUUUCCAAAGCACGUGGCUUAG
Molecule: messenger RNA, 966 nt
Organism: Heterobasidion irregulare TC 32-1
Lineage: Eukaryota; Fungi; Basidiomycota; Agaricomycetes; Russulales; Bondarzewiaceae
Exons: 6
Coding region: 1-966 (321 amino acids)
Source: RefSeq, a predicted model, not a curated record